GAGGAGGCGGGGCUUUUUCUCGUGCUGUAAACCAAUGACAGAGCAGCGAGCAACAGGUGAGAACUAAACAAAACAUACCUGCGAGCUCACUACACGCAGAACAGGAGGACUCCCGGAACCGGAGACCCAGAGACCAGGACCGGGAACCGGAGAGACCGGGAACCCGAGAGACCGACCAGCACCGCUCGUCGCGCUCCGACCGUCCGCCCCAGCGGAGACACCGUCCCGCUGCAACCCGAGACCCGCUUGUCUCCGGUGGCUCCGGUUAUUUAUUCAUCGGUAAUCCUCCACCGCCAUGUUCGCCUCCGACGAGCUGCGGCCGGCCACCAACGGCCGGAAGCCGCUGGGGAAGCUGGCGUCCCGGCUGGAGGAGGUGAAGAACCCGUGGCGGCAGGUCUCCACGCUGGAGCUCAGCCACAACGAGGCGGCGCGCCUGGCCACGGACGCGCUGCUGGAGCACGGCGAGAGCGAGUACCGCCGGGUUCUGGGCCAGGAGCGCGAGGUGAGCUUCCUGUCCCAGCCGGAGAUCCAGUACAUCAGCCAGCACGCGGCCAGCCGGAGCUGCGGCUCCGACGGCGGCGGCUCCAACGAGCGCGACAUCGGGGACGGCGACGCCGUGUCCGAGCUCACCUCCGGGACAUACUUCCCCAUGAUGUCCGACGAGCAGCCGCCGCCGCUGGAGCUCGGCUGGCCCGCCACCCCGGUCCGCUACGGGCCGUCCGAGACCAAGGUCUACUUCCAGAGGGACAAGUCCCACAACCUGAAAGACAUCAUCCGGUCCCUGAUCAACCGGGCCAAGAAGGUGAUCGCCGUGGUGAUGGACGAGUUCACGGACGUGGACCUGAUGUGCGACCUCAUGGAGGCGUCUAACAAGCGGAGAGUUCCUGUCUACAUCCUGCUGGACGAGCGCAGCCUCUGCAGUUUCACAGACAUGUGCUCGGCGCUGGAGAUCCAGAACUCCCACCUGAGUAACAUGCGCAUCCGCAGUGUUUGUGGUGACACGUACUGCACGAAGAGCGGCAAGAAGUUCACGGGUCAGGUUCUGGAGAAGUUCAUGAUCAUCGACUGCGAGGAGGUCAUUGCUGGUUCAUACAGCUUCACCUGGCUGUCGGCUCAGGUUCACACCAACAUGGUGAUGCAUUUCUCAGGUCACCUCACAGAAAUCUUUGACCGGGAGUUCCGGUGCUUGUACGCCGACUCGCAGGUCAUCGACGGUUUCUACAACCCCGAUGAAGACGGGUUGCCGUACUACGCCUCCUACCACAGUAUGGUGACGGGUCUGGCCAUGGGGGCCAGCCGCGGUCUGGGGUUGGAUCUACUGGUCGAUCGACCCCGGGACAGAGCGUGCUCGGAAAACUCUAGCAGCCAAUCCAGUAACAGCGUCUCCAGCGUGAAAAUGGCGCCCGGAAUGACUUCAAAUGCAAUUUUCAAAAGUCCUCAUGACAAGAAGGAGCCUUAUUUGAGCCCACAGAGGAGGGAUGGAGGGCAGACCACGCCUACACGGGGUCCAGCCAACGCCGCCGUGGGCCACACGCCGGUUCUUGAGCGCUCUCCGGCGUACGUUCAGACCAAGACCACGGACUGGAACAAGCCCAGCACUGCAGACGCCAUGCGCCCCAACAUCGGUGGUGCAUGCUCCAAACUCCAGGGACUAACCCUGUAUGACAAUAAGCCCAGUUUGUUCCACAACAGCCCCAACCCAAACCUGACCCCCAAAGCCCAGACACCGACCGCAGGGAACGACGGCAAGCUCACCUCCAAGCACAGGUCUUCCUCCAGCCCGUUCAUCAACAAACUGUCAGAUCUCUUCCUCCCGCCGUCCUCCAAGGACAAAGAGUCCUACAACUUCAGCAGGACGCCGUCCCCUCAGGGCCCCUCGCCCUGGGCGGGGCCAGAUCUCUCUCAGCCUGAGCCAGAGAGCCACCAGAGUCCUCCGCCUCCCGCCGCCUUCAUGAGCCGGCACGACCAAAAGCGAAUGACGCUGGGCCACAGCAAACUGGAACUGGUGACCCAGUACAACAAGAAGCCCAAGCCGGUGUACAGCCGCUUUGAGCUGAAGAGCAUGAACUAACUCGGACUGUCAGGUCCCACACGCCUUACCUCCAGAGAUCUGCUGGACCUCUCACAGAGGACUUCUGGGAGGUCCAGGCCGUUUUUCACAUUUGGAAUAAUCUGGAUGGUCUUUCGGAGCUGCGGCCAUAUUGGCUCAGAUGCAACGAUUCCUCCUGACUCCGGUUCUUUGAGCAGGCAGGAGCAGGUACAUGAUCCUUCUGUUCUGUCCGGGUUUACAGGAACAUUUACAAAAGCAGGAUCUUGAUAAAGAACUGCAACAGCAGAUGUUGUGCCUCCAACACUCCAGAACUUCCAUUUUUGUCACACAGCGAGGAAGCAGCAAAAAAACGUUCUUCCUUUAACUCCUCAUGAAAACGGUUCUUUAAGAGUUUCUGUUUGUUGGAUCUGCAUCACAAUCAGAGGAUCAACUACAUUGAUAUAAAUCAAACAUCAAAAUAAGUGGUAAAUUAGAGGGAAAUGUUUAAAAAUAUUCUGAAUAGAGUUGAGCUGAAAUGAUUGAACAUUUGUCCUGAACUCUCAAAUGUAAAGUAGAUGUUGAUCACUUAAAUUUAGUUUCUUUUUGUAUUUUUAAAAAUAUUGUGCAUUUGAAGGGAAGUUCCUGUAAACUUACACAGUUCUGUCUUUAGAAUCCUAUAAACACUUGAUGUGUGAGGUUGUCAUGGAAACGGGCCUCAUCAUUCUGAUCUGGUCACGUUUGGGAUGGACUGCAACGUCUCCAGAAGAACAAUCGGAUCUUUUUUAGAACCAAAUGUUGACUUUCAGCAAUAAAGACAUCUUCAUAUCUCUAGUUG
Oryzias melastigma (Indian medaka) is the source of this 2864-nucleotide messenger RNA. RefSeq names its product family with sequence similarity 83 member C (gene sack1c). The transcript has 5 exons. NCBI's taxonomy places the organism in Eukaryota, Metazoa, Chordata, Actinopteri, Beloniformes, Adrianichthyidae. The record is from RefSeq and is a predicted model, not a curated record. The coding region runs from base 296 to 2071 and encodes 591 amino acids.